AUGGACUGUACGAAUGCAGCAGAUCGAGUUUGGACGCAACAAGUUCUUCCAGCAUUGUGCGUCUUCUAUCAAGAAUACGGACAUUGCAAUAUUAAAACAAACUUUUUAGUUCCUAAGUGUGCACCAUGGACUAAAGAGAUGUGGGGAUUAAAUCUCGGAACAAUUGUCAAGCAGAUUCGAGCUGGAAGAAGCUACGUGGACCAAUCGAGACGAGAUUGGGAGUUGUUAAAUAGUUUACAAUUUCUAUGGGAUUCACGGGAUGUUGAAUGGCAAGAUUGUGUUCUUCCAGCUCUUGUGACAUUUGUGGAUGAGUUUGGAGACGAGCAAGGCAUAAAUCUGGAGUUUGUCGUUCCAUUAGCCAAUCCAUGGCCAAAAGAGACGUGGGGAUUCGAACUUGGUCUUUUUUGGAACAAAUCGCAAUGGCGAGAACGCUAUUUCGUCCAGUUAAUGCGAGAUACAACGCUUUUAGAAUCGUUGGGCUACGAAAUGCGACUUUCUGAUGUUACGUGGGAGUCGCAGGUGAUUCCACUAUUACGAUUGUACUCAACAAUGUAUCCGGAGGAGCGUACAGUCCAGAAAAACUUUAUAAUUCCACAUCAACAACCAUGGCCAAGAAAAAUGUGGGGAUUACCAUUAGGUCAAAUGGGUGCACAAAAUUCUGAUCGAUUGGCUCUUGAAUUUAGCGGAUGGAAAUCGCGUCAUCAUAGCUUAAACACAACAUCAAAUGUGGUUGAAAAUGCUAAUCAACAAUGGAAAAUCUACAUAUAUUUGGCUUUCGAGACGUUUGUCAAAGUAUUCGGACACUGCAAAGUUGAAAGUCACUUUCAAGUACCACUUGAAACUCCGUGGCCUAAAGAAACGUGGGGUCUACAACUUGGAGCACGAAUUGCUGACUAUAUAGCGAACGGCACAGAAUUUGAAUACAUUGGACGUAUGGCUGAUCGUAUAGAUACACUUGGGUAUACUCUCAAGCUUUCUCAAACAUCGUGGGAUCUGUACGGAGCUCCUUUAUUAUCUAUUUUUUCACACCUUCAACCACGAACUGUUAUUCCUGAGAACUUUGUUAUUCCAUCUCAAGCUCCUUGGUCAGAGGCAACGUGGGGCAUUCAACUUGGAAUUAUUGUCCGAUGGAAUAGGCAACACAUGACGCAUAUUGAAGACGAGUGGCGCAACCAUGUGUUGACAGCAGCGAAAUUGUACAAACAAGAGUAUGACAAUCAUUCGAUUGAGGAAACAUUCGUCGUUCCAUCUCAAUCUCCGUGGCCUACCAAAACGUGGAACAUGCAUCUUGCUCUUAUCUUGCGUCGAUUAAACAAUCGCGAGUGUUACGAUGGCCACGUUGCUUUAGCUCGAACUUCCUUUGCUAAAUUAGAGCAAUUUCUUCAAUACCGUCGUCGCGAAGCUUGGCAAUCGAUUCUAAUAACGUUGCAGAUCUUUUUCAUGCGCAAUAAUCAUUGCGACGUGAUGCCUCAUUUUGUCGUGUCAAAUUCCUCACCAUGGCCAAAAUUGAUGUGGAAUGUACCGCUUGGACAAAUUGUCGAAAUGAUGAAGACCAUGGGUACGUUUUUUAAAGAAGUAGGACAAAAUGCUGAUCAAUUAAUCCAUUUGAAGUUCUCGCUUCCACUUUCGAUCUCAGCGUAUGAAAAACUUCUCGCACCACUCAUUGCAUCGUACGCGAAUCUUCAUCCUCGUGAUACAAUUCCAUUAGGUUUUACGAUCCCAUCAAAUGAAUCGUGGCCGACAUAUGGAUGGGGUAUUAACCUUAGCGUAAUUGUACAGUGGAAUCUAAGCCAUCUAGAGGCAAUUGAGCGAGACUGGAGAGCACAAGUAUUGCUCGCUAAUGACGUGUAUCAAUAUGAAAAUGGCAACAAAAUUCUUCGUGAUUCCUUUGUCGUACCAAGCCGUUCUCCAUGGCCUUAUAAGACGUGGGGACGAGAACUCCGACGAAUGUUAACGUGUGUACAAGUCGGUCAGCCGUAUAAUGGCCAUGUCGCAAUUGCUACCUACCAUUCAAAUGCAGCGGUGGUUAUCUCUGGUGAAGAUAAAUUGGAGUGGAAAACAUCUAUUUUUCCAGCUCUUCACACGUUUGCAAUGGUGUUUGGACACUGUUCAGUUCCUGAGACUUAUGUCGUGCCAUCUCGAUUACCAUGGCCAGAACAAAGCUAUGGAUUAGAACUUGGAAAUAUUGUGGCAAAGAUGGAACAGUGUGGAAUGUAUUUUGCCGAGAUUGGAUUAAAUGCAGAUAGAUUAGAGACGUUUGGCUUUCGUUACAAACUUACAGACAUCCCUUGGCAAGAUCUCGUAGAUCCUUUGCUUGAGAUCUACGCGAAUCAAUAUUCGCACAAGAUUCUACCUGAGGAAUUCGUCGUUCCUCCUAAGGCACCUUGGCCAGUAAGGUUAUAUGGCUUGAGACUUGGAAAGAUCUUGGCGUGGUCAUCACGAUUUACGUUCCAGAACGCACAAUGGAAAGAAUUUUUAAUGCCUGAGAAUACGACGAAAGCAGGAGAGUUUGGCUAUUGUAAGGUCUCUACAACUUUCGAGAUUCCAAGUGAAUUUCCCUGGCCAAAACCGAUGUGGACCUUACAAAUAAAAGAUGUCGUCAGUCAGUUAUACAACAAUGGUGAUCUAUUUCUCUCCGGAGGGCUUUCAUCUGUAUUAGCAAGCAAGAAAGAAAUUGGAUUUGUUUUGAAAUUAGCAACUGACCAUAUUUCGUUUGGAGAACCAAUUUGUCAACUAUAUACGGCAGUAGUGGAACAGAUGAAGUGUAGUACAGCAUUUGUCGAUCCUCAAAGCUGCUUGGGAAAACAUUUACUUUCUGAUGGCAUCGAUUGUGGUUCAGAUAAAAAGGCCAAAAGGUUUUCUUCAGAAGAUAGACCGACUUUACUUGAAAACGAUCGGAAUUUGAAUGGUGCAAACUCGACACUUGUUAGUCCAAACAAGACGUUAUGA
Molecule: messenger RNA, 2949 nt
Organism: Plasmopara halstedii
Lineage: Eukaryota; Oomycota; Peronosporomycetes; Peronosporales; Peronosporaceae
Product: B-BOX TYPE ZINC FINGER-CONTAINING PROTEIN-RELATED
Exons: 1
Coding region: 1-2949 (982 amino acids)
Source: RefSeq, a predicted model, not a curated record